AUGGGCAGCAUUUGCUGCGGCCUGCGCGAAAGACUGGAGGAUGAGUGGCCACCUCGACCGCAGAUGGAUCUCAAGGAGGAGGAUGCCUUAGAGGAGGGACGGCUGGGUGACAAGGCCCGGGAGGAGGAGCAGGAUGGGCACCAGGACCACAACGAGCAGAAGGAGGACAAGGCCUUGGAAGAAGACCGGCGUGACAACGAGCUGCCGGCUGCGAAGGUGCUUGGAGAGGACCGGCGUGAACCGCCACCGUCAGCCCUUCCAGCCAUGCCAGAGGGCAAUCCGCAGACCUUCGAAGAGCACCUGGCAAUGCUCGCCGACCUCACGGAGUACUUCCAUGCGGUAAACGGGACGAGGCCCAGGGUUAGGCCCACAGGAACCCCGGAGCUCGGUGACCUCGUCGAGCUGGCAGAAGGCAGCGACCACUCGGCAUCAUAUGCCGUCGUGACAAAGGUCCACGAGGCGCACUUGACGGUGAUGGUCCUCGACGAGGAGUCUGAAAAAAGGAUCCCACUGCUGGGCACUGUGAUAGGACGUGACAGGACUGAUUGUUAUGCCCAAGUUUGCAUCAGUUUCGUCAAGGUGCUUCAGCACCAGGCCAGGCGCAAAGCCUAG
Molecule: messenger RNA, 612 nt
Organism: Symbiodinium sp. CCMP2592
Lineage: Eukaryota; Dinophyceae; Suessiales; Symbiodiniaceae
Source: the annotation of a GenBank genome assembly